Molecule: messenger RNA, 2733 nt
Organism: Linderina pennispora
Lineage: Eukaryota; Fungi; Kickxellomycota; Kickxellomycetes; Kickxellales; Kickxellaceae
Exons: 13
Coding region: 1-2733 (910 amino acids)
Biological process (GO): regulation of DNA-templated transcription; DNA-templated transcription
Cellular component (GO): nucleus
Molecular function (GO): DNA binding; zinc ion binding; DNA-binding transcription factor activity, RNA polymerase II-specific
Source: RefSeq, a predicted model, not a curated record
AUGUCUGCGGGCGGCCACUACCAUCGACAUUACCAGCAGGCAUCCCCGCUUCCCCCCAAGCGACAGCGCGAGGAUUCGGAGGAAAAGGUAUCGAACAUUCGGUCGCUGCUUAACGACACUGACAGCGAUGCCAUGCUGCCUGCCACAAACAGCAGCAUGUCCAUCAACGUGUUGACGGCACAGCAUCCACAGCAGCACAAGCGCAGCGAGGCGAGAAUGGCCCAGUACGUUAAGCCCGUGUAUCGGCCAAGCCACUAUAACGAGAGCCGUCAACAGAUUGCUAUGCGUUCCGGGUGCCUUCAUCAGCAGCAGCCACUUGUGGUCCAGCCCAUCGCCUCGGGUAGCUUCAGGGUCCAAUCAGGAUCUGAUGCAUCGGUCCAGCAGCAGCAGCGGCAACAGCGCCUGUCCCAAGGCAUUAUGCCUGCGACUGCCAAUGGCACCGGGCAAUCAGCAGCACCUGUCGGUUUUGUCGGUCACCCACGAGCCGAACCCGACCCAUCGUCGGAUAAACUGGCGACUGGAGAUUUGCCGCCAGCGAUUCGUGAACCAACAGACCCAAUAGAUCGCCCGCGUCACCCAAUUCCGACGCUGGUCACAAAAGUGGACUCCGCAAACCAGCAGCCCCAAUUACACGAACCCGGUUCCGCGGUUGAUCACUUUACAACUCAUGGCGGAGUUGGUGGGGAGACCCAGUCACCGGAGCCAAUUGCAGCUAAUGGAAAGGGGGCUACGAGGGGCGACCCUGGCGUCACUGCUUUCACGCAGGGUGUUGCGCGAACUGAUGUCGGCCAGUCGUCGAGUGAUGCACGGUUCAGGCCAUACCCGGAAAUCGGUAGCAGCUCGCUGCCGGACUCGGCCUCGCAUGUUGAUGACGAGCAAUCAGCGGACAGACUGCCCCAGGCUGCAGCCGAGCCCGGCCGCCAGGACGACUCCCAGGCACAGCGGCGGCGGCGGCGAACACAGGCGUGCGAGUACUGCCACCAGAAGAAGAUUAAGUGUGAGGGUGAGGGUACCCGCUGCAUCAACUGCAUCAAAAACGACAUCCAGUGCAUUUGGGGCCAGAAGCGCAAGCGUGGGCCCAAGCCGAAGCCGCUGUCGGCGGUGCUCAGCAAGACUCGCUCCCGAGGGUCGCGUGCGCAGAGGGCAGCCAAGGGGGGCAAGGGCAAGCCGUCAAUUACCGUGGUUACUGGCGCUCCUGCGCAGGCGCUCGCACCAUCAGCAGAGUCUGAUGCUCGGUCACUAACGCCGGCGACGCCUAUACGCGAUGACCAAGUGUCUGAGUCGCCCGAGUACGCGGAUAUGGAUGCUGUGCCGGAGGGGCUGAAGGCGCCGUCGAUGCAUCGUGAGCUGCAGGAGUUCUUCUCGGGCAAGGUCGACCUUGAGACACGCGAGGCAGUGACCAUGUACUUUGACUACUUCUACCCGCUGUGUCCGAUAUUCCACCCGUCAAUGUUUAUCCGAAGGGUAGUGGAGAACGACGUCGACCCAAUUCUGAUUGACGCGAUGAAGGCGACGACGGCCCGGAUGCUCUCGGCGAAGACAGGGAGGUUUAUUGAUGGCGAUGCGCUGGCAGAGAGCACGCCGUCGAUCGACUACGUGCGUACAGUUGUCAUCAUGACACUGCUUGCCGGCUGUCGGGGCGAGCACUGGUCCUACAACUCGCUUAUCGUGCUGGCCGCCAGCCUGAUCGACCUGUAUCGCCGCCCGCCCCCGGCGACGUGGGAGGAAUGGGUCAACCUGCAGAUAAAGCGCCGUAUCUUUUGGAUAUCGAUGCUGACUGGCCGGGGAACAACUAUGAACGAGUCCAGCGUCUAUUGGGACGUUGUUCUCAAGCAGGGCACUGACGGGCCGUCGCUGGCCACCCAUGUCAACACAUCUGAUGCCCUGACUCGCGUCAAACACCGGCCGUCGCUGUCCUCGUCCGGCUCGUCGUCGUCUCUGAUGCAGUCGAUGCGCGUCGACCAGGACAUAAUUGUAGCAACUGGUGCCUUUUCAUACUCGUUCAUGGCGCUGAGCGAGCUGACAUCCAUCAUCUCCAACACCAACAUGUUCCUGUGCGAUGCCAAGGCCAGCCGCGACUCCCUGGGCGUGUUGUCCGGCUCGUCCUGGCCGAGCCUAUCGCCGUUCCGUGACAGCCCAUUUCCUGCGCUGAAUUUCCUCAACCAGACGCCAGGCACUGGUCGGCUCGCAUACCGGCCCAAGCGCACUGUCAGACUUCUCGACUACAAGCUGCAGGACUGGAAGCGCAACCUGUCAAUGCCAGCAGGGGAUAUCUCAUACUUUGGGCAGGCCGACCACCGCCGGUUCAUGAUGCGGGUGAGGUACUUUUGCCUGCACUGCUACUAUGUGCCCAUUGCAAUAUUCUUGCACCAAUCCAACCGUCCCUCGUUCUUCACCGACGAUCUGGACGCCGAUGGCAGUGCAGAGGCUCUGCGCGAAAUGCUCAACAUGGCCUUUGCCAAUACGUGGAAUGCGGGUUUAGUAGCGAAUGAUAUCGAGCCGAAAUCCUGGCAACGCAACCAGGACAUGCCGCUAGAGCGCUUCGACCAGGUCAUUCCCUUUUGCAUUUUCAUGUCGUCAUCUUGCCGGAGGAUCUUGGCCGAGCGCCCACCAGGCCAGAACCUGGACAAGCACCAGUGGACGACACUGAAGGGGCUGGGCGAGCUGUGGAACUCGAUGCAGAUUGAUGAGGUGACCAAUGCUGCUGACCUUUUCUCGUCCCUGUCGCUGUGA